AUGGCCGAUCCUUGGACAACCGGGGGUCUCAGUGAGGCUCUCCCUCAGCCAGCCGUGGUCGCUUCUCACGGUAAUGACCAUGCCUCGGACGCGCCCGCUGCUGGAAACGGAGAUGCUUCCGAUCCCAAGUGGACUGAGCCCCAGAAAAUUGAUUACACCGCGAUGGCCCCGGAGAACUACGACCACGCUUGGGGCUCGGAUGCUCCCACCUACGUAUGGAAGGACGAGUAUGGCGAUAUUGGUCCGAAGUACCCAGAGCUCGAGCUCGAGCUCUUUGGGGAACCCUCGACUCGUAAAGAGCGAACCGGCCUCGACUUUUCCACAAUCGAGAGCAUUGAGGUACAGCAGGAAGGGCCGGUCAAGAUUGACCCAGUCAGAUCUUUCCGUGAUGCUGGGCUUCAUCCUGCCAUGCUGGAGAACGUUGAGCUUUGUGGAUAUGACAACCCCACUCCCAUUCAAAAGUUCACCAUCCCAUCGAUCCUCCAAGGACAUGAUGUGAUUGGUAUCGCACAGACUGGUUCGGGAAAAACCGCCUCGUACCUCAUUCCAAUCUUGAGCAAGCUCAUGGGCAAGGCCAAGAAGCUUGCGGCCCCUCGACCCAACCCUCUCACCUUCCAAGAAGGUGUUGAUGAGGUUAUCGCAGAGCCUUUGGUCUUGAUUGUUGUCCCAACCCGUGAACUAGCCGUGCAGAUCUUCAACGAGGCUCGCAAGUUCUGCUACCGCACAAUGCUUCGCCCCUGUGUUGUGUAUGGAGGUGUUCCUACUCGACAGCAAAGCUCCCUUCUAACCAAGGGUUGCGAUGUUCUCAUUGGUACCCCCGGUCGAUUGACCGAUUUCAUCCAACGACCCCAUGUUCUCACACUUCGACGUUUGAAGUACAUGAUCUUGGAUGAAGCUGAUGAGAUGCUCAACCAAGACUGGGGUGAGGCUCUUGACAUGAUUCUCAACGGCGGAGAACAAGAUGUCGGUAACGUCAAGUUUGGGCUCUUCUCUGCCACAUUCCCCAAGGGUGCCCGCGAUCUGGCCAAGCAAUACCUCGCCGCCUCUCACGUCCGAUUCCGAGUAGGUCGAGCGGGAAGCACCACGACCAACAUCAAGCAAAUCGUCCUCCAAGCUGAGAGACAUGAGAAGCGCGAGCUUCUUAUUGGGCUCUUGGAGGAAAUGUCCGGAAUUCGCACCAUCAUCUUCGUGAACAGCCGCCAGGAAGCGGACAACUUGGACGAUUUCCUCUUCAACAUGCAGCUUCCAGUCACUUCCAUCCAUAGUGACCGCACACAACAGGAGCGAGAAGCUGCGAUGCGAGGAUUCCGCUCUGGUAAUGCGCCGAUUCUGAUUGCAACUGGAGUUACCGCUCGUGGUAUUGAUGUUCGCAAUGUGAUGCAUGUCAUCAACUACGACCUUCCCUCCAUGGACCAUGGUGGUAUCGAGGAAUACACUCAUCGAAUCGGUCGAACUGGUCGCAUUGGACAUCGUGGUGUCGCAACCUCUUUCUAUUCGGAACGUGACGAGGCUCUUGCGAGUGUUCUCACUCGAACUCUGUUGGAAACCGACCAGGAGAUUCCUGAUUUCCUCCAACCUUAUGUUCCUGAGGGUGAGGCCCGUGAGAACUUGAAGUUUGAAGCGGACUCGGACUUUGAUCCACAGGACGUCGGCGGGGCCGCUGGUGGCGAUGCCUGGGCACCAGACUCGGGCGAUGCUGCCGGCGCUGAUGACAACAGCGGAGGCGGAGGUGGUGGAGAUGCCUGGGGCGGUGAGGCUGGAGGUGGCAGUGUCAAUGCUGACAACACCGGCGAUGCUGGCAACGGCGGCGGCGGUGGUGGUUGGGGUGGCGGUGAUGCUGGAAACACCUCAGCGGCCGCGGAUUCGUGGUAGAUCGCUCUCACAACACCCUGCUGAACUUGGUGUUCAGGCACCAGCAUGUUUCAUGUCUAGCUUUCUGGCUGGAUGAAGCUUUGUCGAAUGAGGAUUUGGUGACAAGUGGAAAGAUUUCUAGUGGUAAAUGCUUUGAAGUGAGUUAGCAUUUCGGAGGCGUGACUAGAUAAACUUGCAGUUCACAAAUGGGCAAUGGACAAUGAAUGGCAUCUUGUGCUUGCUUUCCUUC
Messenger RNA from Ilyonectria robusta, 2101 nucleotides. RefSeq names its product P-loop containing nucleoside triphosphate hydrolase protein. Gene Ontology annotation, cellular component: nucleus. The coding region runs from base 1 to 1872 and encodes 623 amino acids. The transcript is spliced from 5 exons. Gene Ontology annotation, molecular function: RNA helicase activity; ATP binding; RNA binding. The record is from RefSeq and is a predicted model, not a curated record. NCBI's taxonomy places the organism in Eukaryota, Fungi, Ascomycota, Sordariomycetes, Hypocreales, Nectriaceae.